AAGGAAUGUGGAUGGAAAGCAACUUCAUGACGCGUUGAGCUCCAGUUGUAGACAAGAUGGCGCACAAGAAGCCGCUCAUUGGAACGUCAUCUAGCCAUCUAUACGUACAUAAAUCUUCAUCUUAAAGGUUUCCUGGAGACCAUUCACCACCAUAAAUACCCAUUCAAGAUGCUCUUCACUCCUCAAAUCCGUACCAUCUCACGACCUUUGAUCCGACAGAUACCCGUCUUCAAACAAACUUCCAUCAGAAUGUCUUCCACCAACCAGCACGGCCAGGGCGCUUCCCACGCUACCGGACAAAGCGCUGUCCCCGGCAAGAUCCAAGAGGCUGCCCCCAAGGGCCUUGAGGAGUCCCUCCCCGAGAGCGUCCAUCCCACCGGCAGCAACCCAAACAGCCAGUCCACAAGCAAGACGCACGCCCUCAACGACGGCGAAGACUCCAUCGUCCCCAAGAAGGUCCAGGAAAUCGUUCCUGAGUCUGUCGAGAAGGCCCUCCCCAACGCCAUUCACAACACUGGCAACAAGUAAAUACUUUAAUACCGGUCUGGAUCCAAGAAGGGCGAAUGAACGCGUUAAUGCGAUGAGCUUGUAAUGCCACUACCAUAUGGCAUCUGUAUAUAGCCUGAAUGAGUAAAGAAUUUUGCAUAAAAUAAGUUGCG
Molecule: messenger RNA, 659 nt
Organism: Bipolaris sorokiniana ND90Pr
Lineage: Eukaryota; Fungi; Ascomycota; Dothideomycetes; Pleosporales; Pleosporaceae
Exons: 3
Coding region: 169-528 (119 amino acids)
Source: RefSeq, a predicted model, not a curated record